AUGGAAAAUAUUAAAAAUUUGAAAAAAUCCUUAGAGAAUAAGUAUGUAAAAUAUUUUGAAAAAAAGAGUAAUGAAAAGGCGUCUGCGAAUGAAGAUCAAAUAAAUGAAAAUAUAAAUAAUGUUCAUACGUUAAAUAUAAAAAAGGAAAAAGGUAUAGAUACAUCGAAUGAAAUUAUACAAGAUGAAAAUGAAAAAAAAGGAAAUAGUAAUAAUUUAUAUAAUAUGAAAAAUGCUAGCGUAAAAGACCGGGGGAACAUAAUUGAAAAGGAAACAAAUAUCUUAAACUAUUCAAGUAGUGUAUUAGAUGAAAUAAAUAAUAGAGACAAUACUGAUGAUACUAAUGGAAUAAACAAAAGAUUAAUUAAAAGGGAAGAUGAAACAAAUGGUAAUUUAAUAGGAAAUAAUAAUAAAAGAAUAUUUGAUAACGAAAUAAAAGAAGGGAGUUCGAAAAGACUAAAAGUUGAAGACUGUACAACAAAGGAUUGUGAAUUAAGUUUAUAUAAUGUAUUAAAUAAUCUUCUUUUUUAUAAUAAUAAAAAUGAUAUAGAAUUAUUUAUGAAAAAAAUAAAAAAUAAUUUUCUUUUUUAUUGGAAAGAAUGUGAGUGUCAACUAAAGGAGCUACAAAAAUGUUAUGUACAAAGUGAAAAGUUAAUCAAAGAAAUUGUUUGUGAAAAUAAGAACGCAAUAAUAAGUAACAGGAACAGUAGUGUGUGUACUGAUAUGCAAAGGGAAUCAAAUGAAAUAUUAAAAAUAGAUAAAAAAAGAAAAAUAUUAAAUAAUAUAAUGAACAUAAAAUUGACAUAUAGGAUCGUUGAAAUGUAUUUAUUUACUAUGAGGCAAUUUUGUCUUUUAUUAAAAGAAAAUAAUAAUUUUAUAUCACUAAUUUUAGAUGAAGAAAAUAUAGAAAAAAAAAAUUAUGAACGAAUAAAUGGAAAUUUAUUGACAUUUCAGGCAAAGAAUUAUGAAGAUAUUAAAAAGUAUACCUUAAAAAAAAAGAAAACAAAGUUAUACAUGGAUGAUUUUUUAAAAAUUGUAAAUAAAAAUAACACUUGUUCAAAAGAUGAAGUUUCUCAUUUCUAUACCUUGAAAUGUUUAGAAGAGGAAAUUUCCGAACGAACUAAUGCAAAAGCAGAUUUAUUAUACUUAAUGAUAAAGAAGAAAGAAUGUGCUGAAGAAUUUGCUAAACAAGAUCAAAGAAAGGUUACAUCAUAUAAUAAAUUGGCCUUGUUUACAAAUAGCAUUAAAUCAAUUAUUGAUAAAUAUAAUUCAUUAGAUGUAGAACAUUCUAAAUAUUUAUCCACCUUUUACUACAAAAUGGUUCAUGUUCAAGACGAUUUAAACAUAAAUAAUAUUUCAGUUUUAAAUAAUAAAAAACCAUUUAAUUUUUUGUUUAAUUUUAAAGAACAAAGUAAUAAUAAUGAUGUAUUUACAUAUAUGAAAUAUAAUGUUGUUACAAAAACUAGAAAUAAAGUAAAAAAUACUGCACCUUCAAAAUCCAAAGAGGAGGAUGUCCAUGAGGAAUAUAUAAGUAUAAAUGUUUAUACAAAGGAUAAUUUUGACAUUUCUAUUUUACCUGAUAUAAAAUAUCUUAAAUAUUUGAAUGUACAAAUAGAUGUCUCAUAUUUGUUUAGUACUGAUUGUUUAGUAGCAAAAACGGAUCUUAUUGAAUUCAUAGGGUUGAAUGAUGGUAGAAAAUUUCUUUCAGAUAUAUACAGCAACCAAGAUCACUUUGUUUUGUUUUCUGAAGAUAUAAAUCAUUUUCACAAUUUUAAAUACGGAUUCCCCUUCUUUUGGCUAAAUGCCCUUGCGGAAAAACCGUACGAACUUGAAGCACUGGGUGAAACAGUACAGAGUAACCAGUUGAAUAAAAAGGAGGACAACAACAGCAGCGGUAAUAGUAACAGUAGUAACAAAGGCAAUACUACCGAUCAAUCACAAAAAGAGAAACUACAUAGGAAUCAGUUAUUAGAAAUAUACAACUGGCAUUUAAAUAGAACCCUAGAUGUGUCUAUAUUUUUCUCCAAAAUAUUUACAAGGGUCUUAUUUAGGAUAUGGGACAUUUGGCAAAUUCAUCAUUAUAAGUAUUACCCGAAUGUUUUCCCCCCAUUCUCGCACGAAAAGCAUCUUGAAGCCUUAAAGAAAAUUCAGUCAGUUUCGUUGCAGCAAAUAUCUUAUUUUGACAUUAUAAUGGAGGAAGCUUACUUGAAAGAGGAACAAGAAAACAACGAUGAAUGCAGUAAAGAUAAUAUUUAUGCAUGUUGCUUUAUUCAGUUAUAUGAUUCCUGUAUGGUUAAGGCUUAUAUCAGUAUCCCCUUCAACGGAAAGGAACCAUGUUUUAGUGUAUUUUUAACAAAAAAAAAAUACUCAAGAAGGCUAAAGAAACUACAAGAUUAUUUGAACACGACAGUUAUAAAUAAACAUUCCAAAGUUGAGGACACCCAAAGACAAAUAAUACUAACACUUCAGAUAGCAAAAUUAAGGGAGGGAGCUCAUAAAUAUUAUAAGUCAUUUAGCAAAAAUUCCACACUUAUAUUUGAUGAAGAAAUAAGUUGA
Molecule: messenger RNA, 2553 nt
Organism: Plasmodium malariae
Lineage: Eukaryota; Apicomplexa; Aconoidasida; Haemosporida; Plasmodiidae
Product: conserved Plasmodium protein, unknown function
Exons: 7
Coding region: 1-2553 (850 amino acids)
Source: RefSeq, a predicted model, not a curated record